Messenger RNA from Drosophila eugracilis, 2188 nucleotides. RefSeq names its product translation initiation factor eIF-2B subunit epsilon (gene eIF2Bepsilon). Gene Ontology annotation, molecular function: guanyl-nucleotide exchange factor activity; translation initiation factor binding; translation initiation factor activity. The record is from RefSeq and is a predicted model, not a curated record. NCBI's taxonomy places the organism in Eukaryota, Metazoa, Arthropoda, Insecta, Diptera, Drosophilidae. Gene Ontology annotation, cellular component: eukaryotic translation initiation factor 2B complex. The transcript is spliced from 5 exons. Bases 82 to 2094 code for a protein of 670 amino acids.
AUUUCUUACCAUUUGCGAUACGGUCACCUUGAUUGCUGAAAAUCAACAACCGUGUGGGGAAACUGCUCCCCAAAGUUAAAAAUGGCCCAAUUUGAAAAGGAAAUUGUGCAGGCAGUGCUGAUAGCCGACAACAAUGUAUGGAACUUCAAACCCCUCUCCGAUGAGGGCUCCACGGCUCUGCUGCCGCUGGUCAACGUGAAGAUGCUGGACUACGCACUCAUCGCCCUUAACCGCAGCGGUGUGGAGGAGGUUUUCGUGUACGCCAGCCUAUACCUGCAAGACAUCCGUGAUCACAUCAAGGCCGGCAUUGCCACGUACGCGUCCUGGUCCUUUAAGAUGACCGUACAUGUGAUCGGCGGCGAGGGAUGUCGGUGCUUCGGCGAUGCCAUGAGGGAUCUGGAUGCUAAGGCGCUGAUACGCGGAAACUUUAUUCUCUUGGGUGCCGAUACGGUGACGAAUGCCGACUUGCGCCCGAUGCUGGAGCAGCACAAGCGACAGGCCAAGUUUGACAAAGGCACUGCCGCCACGCUGGUGUUCAAGGAGUGCUCUAACAAUGUGCGCACCGGCAAUGAGGUCCUAAUCGCUGUGGACCGCCGAAACGAUAGACUGCACUACCAUCAGCGGCUGAGGAUGAACCAAAAGGAGCCACGCUACCAGAUACCUCUGGAUGUGUUCCUAGGCAACUCCUGUGUGGCAUUGCAUCAUAGCCUCCUUGAUCCUCAGAUUGCUAUUGGCUCACCUUCGAUGUUGUCUCUGUUUAGCGACAACUUUGAUUUCCAAACGCGGGAUGACUUUGUGAGAGGCCUGUUGAUCAACGAGGAGCUGUUGGACAGCAGGAUCUAUGUGGCUUUGUUGCCGGCCGCCCAGUACGCGCACAAAGUGAACAACUGGCCGGCCUACCAGCUGGUCAGCCGGGACAUAAUCAACCGGUGGGCCUAUCCCCUUGUACCGGACAUGGGCGUUUAUAAGCUGCAGCAGCAAUAUGUCUUCCACAAGGACAAUAUCUACAAAAGUCACGAGGCGCAGGUCUCGAAGGUGGCGCUGCACCAGAACGUGGUCAUCCAGGCAGGAAGUCACGUAGACACUGGAUCAGUGAUAUGCGACAGUGUGAUUGGCGCCAACUGUCAAAUUGGAAAAAACUGUCGGCUGACCAAUGUGUUUCUGUUGGACAACGUAACCGUUAAGGACAACUGUCGGCUGGAGCACUGUGUGGUGGGUGCGGGAGCUACUAUCAACGAGAACUGCGACGUAAGCGCCGGGUGCGUUUUGGGAGCUAAGAGUGUACUGCCUGCCAAGACAACACUGGCCAAGACUUUAAUCACCAGCACGCCCACAACACAGCGUAGCGAGGAAGAGGUUACAGUGGAACUGGAGUCAAUUGGUCCGCAUGCAUUCAUUGUCAGCGAUCUUACGACAGGCGAUCCUGAGGACUCGGAAGGCGAGGAUUUUUUGCCACAGCAACCACUCAGCAUACCAAAAAUGGGAGACUUGUUGGCGCCGUUGGACGAUAUCAGCGACUGCAGUGACCUCAGUGAGGAUGACGAGGAUGCUUCACGAGCUGUGACGCCGCUGCCUGAUGACACGAACAUUUUCCUUGGCGAGGUCAUUGAUUCGCUGUCUCGCGGCUUCCGGGAGAAGUCCAAUCCCGAUUUCCUUAUCCUCGAAAUUAACUCCUCGCGCUAUGCGUACAACAUGUCCCUAAAGGAGGUUAACUUUAACGUUGUGAAGGCUGUUUUUGGCAUGCAAAGCAUCGUAGAACCGGCAAACAACAACGUAUUGGUGGCCAUUAAUGCCGCAUUCAAACAACUGGGACCUGUGGUAUCCAAUUACAUAAAAAGCGAGGAUGCCAUGAUGGAUUGCCUAAAGGCGCUGGAGGAUGUGUACGAGGAGAAUCUUCUAGUGCGGGAGAAGAUCUCGCAGGUUGUGCACUACCUGUACGACAAGGACUUUGUGUCUGAGGAUGCUAUCCAGGCCUGGUACGGGCAAUUGGACGAGGAAGAACAUGCACACUUACGCCAAAGUUUGGCGAAGCUUGUGGCUUGGCUGGAUCAGUCCAGUGAAGAGGAGGAUGACGAUGACGAUGAAGAGGAUUAAGCAUAGGUUUUGUCGCCAUUUUAUAGUUUUCUUCUAAGCCUAUUUUUUGAUCCAAAAAAGGUUAAAUAAAAAUAGAAAUUCAAGAAAAUGAAAC